AUGCGUAUGCCGCAUAAAUUAAUAUCCAAGUCAACAACUGAUCCUGCUACUGGGAAUAUUUGUAUGCGACGAUCCGAUCCUUGGAACAAUAAUUUUAAUGAAUACCUCAUCGCAGCUUGCCGCUCAAAUAUGGACAUUACAUUUAUUUGGAGUGGUAGCGAUGCAAAGGCUCUUGUUUAUUAUAUUACUGAUUUUGUGACAAAAACAAGCCUCUCGUUUCAUGAUACAUUUUCUUUGGUACAAAAGAGCAUUACAGCACAGGAUGUGAUCGAUGAUGAUAUAUAUGAUGAUGAAGCUAUUGAUAAUGAUAACAACGACGAGGAACAGUUUCAAAUUCAAUCAGCUGAGCAUGACAAAAAAUAUGUACUCGUUAAGACACGAAUUGAUUAUCAAUAUCGCUCCGAUAAUCUCAACAGAAUGUGCUUAUAUGACUUUGUUGGCAUAUUCUAUAAGAAAAAAAUAAAUUCUACAGAUCUGAAAUAUUUAUCCAAGAUAGCUGGAUCAAUAGAAGAAAAAAUUAACCAAAAAGGUCGACCACCUAACGAACGGUUUCUUUUUCAAAAACAGCAUCCUCAGGCUACAACAUAUUUAAUGAUGAAGUACAGUGAACCUUAUGUGCCUGUUCUCUAUGGUCCUCAGAUACCUCGACGAGAUCGUGAUAAUACUCGAGAACGAUAUUGUCGGGCUAUUCUCACAUUUUUCGUACCCUGGCGUACUGUGACUGAUCUUUGUGACAUCAGUCAGACAUGGGAAGAUGCAUUUAAAUGUCAACAACAUCUUAUUUUGAGACAUUCGUGA
Molecule: messenger RNA, 798 nt
Organism: Rotaria sp. Silwood2
Lineage: Eukaryota; Metazoa; Rotifera; Eurotatoria; Philodinida; Philodinidae
Source: the annotation of a GenBank genome assembly